AAGCGGUACGGUUGAGAUUUGAAGCGCCCGCAUAUAUUAGCCUAAGAGCCGGCUUUAUAUAUAUAUAGCACUCGUACCUUUGGAUAAGCGCACGAUGAGUUAUGAAGGAAAAAUGUUUCACCCGUCGGGCCAUCCGCUGACCCAGUAAGGAAACUUCAUGUCUGACCAUCAAUGCACUUUUCGAAGAUCUAUACUCAGCUUUUGCUCGAUCUACCGCCCCAGCUGCGCGAGAAUGCCGUACAGUAUCGCCAGCUGAAGAAACUCAUAAAUCAAAUCGUGCUUGAGCUCGCAUCGCUAGGGCUGAGUCCAGAUGUUCUCCACGAGCAUCUGCUGCAGGGUGGUGAUGAGAAGGGAAAAGGGAAGCAGAUAGAGAAACUUGUUGAUGGAUAUAAAGUUGUGUACGAGGCGAAUGAGGAGUCUGGCCGUAUUGAACCUCGACUACGGUUUUGGGUUACACUUCCUGAUCCUACCACGAGCGAUAGCCACGGAACCGACGAAGGAGAAUCUAUUGUCAGCCCGGCACUGGGAGAACCUGGUCCCAGUUUGCUGUGGGUGCUGCAACGAAAGACGAGUCAGGCAUCAGACCUUUCCCUGACGAAGACAAGUGGGGGGAUAUCACAGGAAGUCGUGAUACCUCUCGUCUUCGACUCGGCUUUCUUCCAAUUACUGUCUACCGCCCUCAAAGCCAUGUCGGAUCAUCUCGCUACCGUUCAGCUCGAGUUCUCACAGACGCUUCACGACUUAUCCCGAACCAUAUCCGAUUCUGCUCGGCCCGCAUCGGCGACAACCUCGGGGUUCCAUCCGUAUUCAAUAUUGACACACCCUGGGACUAUCACUGUCGGCGCUGUUGCGUCGGCUAAGAAGACGGACCUCAAUGCAUGGCGGGAAAUAUUUCAGCUGUACGUUGAGGUUGAAGUAUUUGAGAGCGUCUGCGAAGCUUCACGCGGCGAACGCUCUGUCGAGGAAAGCGAGAACAGGCUGAAGCUAUUUGCGGAACGUCUCACUCAACGAGGCUUUGGGGACGGGAGACAUCUCAGGAUGAAGAACAGCCGAGAGGCAUUGGAAUCUUUUCUAAAGCUCAACAUGUUCAUUCUAAACGUGAAAAAGUUUCAAUCCGCCAAUUCUGAGGCUACGCGUAAAAUCCUCAAGAAACAUGCCAAACGAACCGCGUUACAGCUGCCGGACACGACCGAUCACGACCUCAUCAUACAGUCUAAAUCUCUGUCCCUCCCUCGCAUCCUCAUACAAGCCAUCGGGGAGACACUCCUUCCUGUUAUCCCCCAUCUAGACGACUACGCGUGUCUAAUAUGCACCAACAUUGCGUUCAAGCCUGUUCGUCUCGGCUGUGGGCAUCUCUUCUGUGUACGGUGCCUUGUCAAGAUGCAGAAACGAGGUCAAGGUGACUGCCCGAUGUGUAGAGCGCCAACUGUUUUAUGCGCCAAUCGAUCCAAUGUGGAUUGGGCUUUGCUCAAUUUUAUGCAGGACUGGUUCCCUAUCGAGUCAAGACAGAAGCUGAAGGACAGCGAGAAGGAGGCAGCUCAGGAAGAAAUGCAGGAACUGGGGAUCGACCCCGAACAAGGAUGCACGAUCAUGUAAAACAUAUCGCUUAUUAUUAACGUUAUUUACGCGGGAAAAGGUCAUGAAGAGGGUUAUGAAUAUCUUAUAGCAGCCUAUUAGUACUGGUAC
Messenger RNA from Guyanagaster necrorhizus, 1686 nucleotides. RefSeq lists its product as uncharacterized. The coding region runs from base 172 to 1596 and encodes 474 amino acids. Lineage: Eukaryota; Fungi; Basidiomycota; Agaricomycetes; Agaricales; Physalacriaceae. Gene Ontology annotation, molecular function: metal ion binding. The transcript is spliced from 6 exons. The record is from RefSeq and is a predicted model, not a curated record.